UCUCAAGAUGACGGUCAAACACCGUCUCCGAACGGGCAGAAAUACGUGUGUGUAUAUAUAGAUAUACACAUAGGGGUUAGAGGUUAUGCCUUAUGGGGCAGUGAGCGAGCACUGAGCAGCGAGCUUUCAGUAUUCAGUGUUUUGGAGAGCUGUGCUCGUCUAUCAUCGAACUUGGCUCUUCGCUUCGUACUUUAUAUUUAGUAAUUCUCUCUGAGAGGAAGUGAACCAAGAUAAAAUAAGAUAAGUAUCAAGAGGACUGCAAAGCAACUUCUUUCCUGCAGCAGUUAGUACACCGUACGAUCGUUAAUCCGAGGUCCAUAAAUAUUGGCUAGUGAAGGGUGAGAAUCGCAGGUACAGAAGAAGCCCGUGUAUAAAAAACAGUUGAGGUUAAGGCCGUAGGUGCUCGAAUAGAACGCCAGUAUACUUAGAUGGUUUUGAUUUAGGUUCGAUUAGCGUGAAAUGAGUUAUGCGUAGGGAUAGAUCGAGCCUCGGAGGAAAAUGAAGCGACGGCAGAGAAAGACUGUGCUGAAUAUCAACGGGGAAUCGGACUCGCCGAGGAGACGCUGGCCGAACGAACGUCAAUCCCAGAACGGAUCUCCCAGUAACCCUCUAGCUAACCUUUUGGGACAGUAUAAUUCCGACAGCGAACAUGAAGAUGAUUCAAAGCCAAGGUCGCAUGCUUUGAACGAUCAAGUGAAUGAUUUUUUAAAGGAAAUUCAGUCAAUUGCUCCUGAAGAUUCAGAUAAAAACAAUCGCAAUUCUUCCAUGGCACAUCCAGGUUCUUACUGGCAAGAGUGCUUUGAUGAACAGACUGGAUACCCGUACUACUGGCACACAGAGACCAAUCAGGUAACAUGGGAAAUGCCACCAGAAUUGAAAAUGAUGGCAGAGAAGAGCCAGCGGGAAACCGCUGCUCCUCAUGGUUCUCAUAUUCCACCAUGGUCAAGCAUGCCUCCGAACAAAUAUGCACAAACACAGAGCAAUAUUCCAGAAGGCAUGAUUCCCAAAGAAGUUGUGGCUAGAAACCGAAACAGACAAGCUGGAAUACCAAAUAAGCCUGCUAAGCCGCCAUCUAAAUCGGAGAUCUCCAAGUCACCUGGUUUCAAACACCACGAUAGUUACGAUGAAGGCAAAAUCGAAAUGAUAACGUCAUUUGGUAACGACGAGAGCGAAUCCGAGGAGAGCGAGCGCGAAGAAACUCCGAAGAAGAUGCCUCCGUCGUGUCUGAAAAAGCCACCAAGGCCGUCACAUUCGAGGUCAACCACAUCGUCACAAGACUCGUCGUCAAACAAAGCCUCCGAAUCGAAUGAAUCAAGGGUUCCACUAGGGCCGAUUCUACCCCCUGCGCACUAUGGUCCCCAGAACAAGGAGAGAUUAAGCGAAAAAUUAUCUCAAAAUAUACCGUCGACGCGACAGGAGAGGUCGAGCAGCGGUAACAGUAUCAGCCAUAACGAGGAUGACAUUCUGACAAGACUAAAGAACCAGGCGAAGUUACUGCAGCAAAACAAAAACUCCGAAUCUGAACAAAAGUCUGGUAAGGAUCUGAAGCUUUCACUGGUACCUGGUUAUGAAGAUGAUUCAGAGGGUGAGGAUGAUGGCAACAGUGGUUCACACUCUCGGAAGUCCAGCAAACCAUUAUUUCCCAUCUCUGAAUCAGCAGCAUCAGGCGAGGACUCUAACUCCAGGGACAAGCUGACUAAGAAAAUAGAUACUGGCACUAGCAAAUUAAGAAUUUAUGAGUACAAGAAUCCAGAAGCCGCUUCAGAGGUGAGGCAGGAAGAUGAGGGUAACAAUAGUAACGAUAAUAAUGCUGCAGAAGAUAGGCAAGAGGAAAGUAAGCUAGAUCAGGAGGCCAAGACUAACAAAUUCUUGGAGAGCAUCGACGCGCCCACUAAGGCCUUCCAGCGAAAGAGGCGCAUCGCAUUUGACGUUGCUCCGAACAAGAGCAAAACUCCAGAAGCCAAAGAGGGAAGCCCAACUGGUGCUCCGUUAACCGAUGGAGUAGAGCGCCGAGGUUUGGGCUUCGCUAAGGACGAGACCAGAGCUGGUAGCGGUUCACCCGAGCACGAGAAUAAUAAACCAGAGGCUGAGGCAGCGAACAAAAAACCAGCAGGCAUAGCUUUCGUCAAGAGCUCUACGAAGGAAGAGGAAGACGACAGCCGUGCUGGUGGUGGCGCUGCUGGAAAAACCAAAGAACUCAGCGAGGCUGAAAAGGUCGAGGUCAAGUUACUGACAGAGCCUAUAAUAGAGAAACUCAGGUUCCUGUCCGAGGGCAGUCCCGCCGCCUCCGCCGUUCAGGUCAUGGCUAUACAGAUACAGACAUUGCUGAGCGCCUGGGAGUCUGGGGACCUUCGAGAGUCGUAUCUGCGCAACUGGCUAGUUGGAACCGGCUGCGAGCUGACGCGACUCGAACAAACGGCCGCCCCUCCAGGAUGGGAGUGUCAGUGGGAUAGGUCGCAUAAGCGCUACUAUUACCGGAACGCGACAACAGGCGAUGCCCAGUGGACUUAUCCGGACACGGACAUCGUCGGCGGUACUGAGGAGAUGGAGCUUUGCACGACGCCGCCACCGCCUGAGCAUGAGGAAGUACCUAUUAUCGAAAUGAGCGCCCAAGCAGCAACUAUGAGCACGACGAGUAAGAUCGAGCCCCAACCACCAAGCACUACAGAGGUGAAUCCACCACAGCCACAGGAGGAUUCACCGCCACCACCUCCGCCGAGCAUCUCUAGUCCGGAACCACCGCCGCCACCUCGUAUCUUCGCGGAAGACUUGAAGCGCAGCAACGAGAAUAGGAAACGCAAAGCCAGCCCCGAUAUAUCGGACAGGAAAGGUGGUGCGCUAUACUACGAAGCUCCAAAAGACUCCACAAAGCCGUUAACAGAGCCGCUACCUCCCGGAGUAGAUCCACCGGAGAUUGCGUAUACCUUACCAGCUUCGGCUUUGGAGGCCGGUGUACUCUACGGUGCACAGCAGACAAAUCCGAUCUAUGCGGCGACCCUCGCAGGUGCAGGUAUACCUCUCUUAUCCCAUCACCACACGGCUCUCAUGCAGGGUCAACUCAUGCACUAUAAUCCGGCGUACCAUCAGCACCUUCACAACCAAGCCUUAGUAGCGGCGAGGCUCCAGGGUCAGGAGGCUGUGCAGUUCAUGGUAGAGUACGCUAGAGUCUACGAGAACAACCAGGUGAUCGCAAAGCCACCGAUGAAGAUGCCUCAUGACACGAGUCUUGGCUCGGCCAUCAACUCCUUCUACAGCGACAUUGCGUCAAUCGAAAAAAGCGCGGCGGACAUAGAGAAGGAGAAAGCCGAAGCGAUGAGGCUUGCGGCGACGGCUGCAGCGGCUAUCGAGUCCGCGUCACCCUCACCGGUGCUGACACAGAUGCCUCCUCAGGAUGCCGAACUCCAGGAGGCUAGCAAGGAGAAAAAGAAAAAGAAGCUAAAGACUGGACUGGGAAAAAAACAGAAGGAAAUGUCGAGCAUGGUCGCUAAGUGGCAAAGAGCGCAGAAGAACUACAAGGAGGGCCACUAAAUUUUUGCGCUACUUAGUAAUACUUAAUUAUUAACGCUAAAUAUAUCCGAGCUCUGAGACGGCUUUAAGUAUAUUUUGUAUAUAACGGUACAAAGUAAUUUAAUUCGACGAUUUUAUAA
Nasonia vitripennis (jewel wasp) is the source of this 3647-nucleotide messenger RNA. Its product is annotated as formin-binding protein 4. Lineage: Eukaryota; Metazoa; Arthropoda; Insecta; Hymenoptera; Pteromalidae. The record is from RefSeq and is a predicted model, not a curated record. The coding region runs from base 499 to 3528 and encodes 1009 amino acids. Gene Ontology annotation, molecular function: protein binding. The transcript has 13 exons.